CUGAAGGUGAGAGAGGGGCCUGCCACUGCACUUGCCAGCUGUGAGCCAGGCUUCUGGCUGAGAGAUGCUCCCCCUGUGGGAGUGCACUGACCACCAGGGGGUAGCUCCUGCACUGAGCACCUGCCCCCUAGUGGUCAGUGUGAGUCAUAAUGACUGGUCGUUCCACCCUUUGGUCAACAGGCAUAUUAGCCUUUUAUUAUAUAGGAUAUAUGAUUGAUUUCAGGAAGGAAGGGAGAGGAAGAGAAAGAUGGAAACAUCAAUGAUGAGAGAAUCAUCGAUAGGCGCCGUCCUCCUGCAUGCCCCAUACCGGGACUGAGCCCAAAACCUGGGCAUAUGCCCCUACCCGGAAUCAAACAAUGAUCUCCUGCUUCAUAGGUCAAAGCUCAACCACCAAACCACACCGGCCGAGCUUGAUAACUAUCUUUACAAUUUUUUUCUCUGUGACUACAUUUACAUAUAGGUCCUACUAAAGUUUUAAAAAUCCAGCCCUUGAUUCCACUUCAUAGAAGCACACCUCUAAGUUGAGAAAAACUGCUGUUAUUCCCAUAGAAACCCUAAAUGCAGAAAUUUACUUAGGGUGAAAACUUUGAUAUUCCUCUCUGUCAGAUAGGUUAAUGUCAGUAUGCCUUUUUUGGAAUAAGAAGUUAAGUAACAUAAAAAAGCUUGUGGUUAUUUGUGCAAUGAUAGGGGAAAGCUUACACAAGAAUGUCAUUCUCAAGAGAAGUGCCAGGAGAUUUCUCCUUUUCCAGCGCUUAGGGUAAACUGGCUUUCUAGAAUUUGUGACCACAAGCUGUGGCCGUGUGUGUGCCAGUGGGAGGCUGUGGCUCUUUGUGUUCGGGAAAUGGCCUGUGCAUCACUAGUGGAGCGGACAGACGGUGGUGAUGCGUUUGCUCUGUGCUAACCUUGCCCAGGACUCUGGUGACAGAGAGUAUGCAUUUGUUAGAAGUCUGCCGGGAUCCAAGAUACACAUGUUUUACAGAAUGAGGAUAAGUUUAAAGAAGGAGGAAGUGAAUAUUGGGAUUAUCUUUGAACAGUCCAUUUGGAAAUAAUACUGUCUAUUGAGCUAUAGAAGGCUGGAAAGCUUUUAUUCAGAACAAUGAACUUCAUUAAGGAGAACAGUCAGGCCCUCAUUCAAAGGAUGGGAAUGACUAUUAUAAAGCAAGUUGUGGACGAGCUCUUUGUGAUGAAGGUUCUGAAUUUUGAAGAAGUAAGCACCAUUUGCUGCGAGAAGGUCGAACAGGAUGCUGCCAGAGGGAUCGUACACAUGAUUUUGAAGAAGGGUUCGGAAGCCUGUAACCUCUUUCUUAAAUUCCUUGAAAAGUGGGACUAUUCUCUGUUUCAGGACUUGAAUGGACAAAGCCUUUUUCAUCAGAUGUCAGAAGGAGACUUGGAUUAUUUGGCUCAAGAUUUAAAGGAUUUAUACCACUCCCCAUAUUUUCUGAACUUCUAUCCCCUGGGUGAAGAUAUUGACAUUAUUUUUAAUUUGAAAAGCACCUUCACGGAACCCGUUCUCUGGAGGAAGGACCAACACCAUCACCGUCUGGACCAGCUGACCCUGAGUGGCCUGCUGGACACUCUUCAGAGCCCCUGCAUCAUCGAAGGGGAGUCGGGCAAAGGGAAGACCACUCUGCUACAGCGAAUCGCCAUGCUCUGGGCCUCGGGAAAGUGCGGGGCCCUGACCAAGUUCAAGUUAGUCUUCUUUCUCCGUCUGAGCAGGGCCCAGGGUGGACUCUUUGAAACCUUGUGUGACCAACUCCUGGAGAUCCCCGACACCAUCCGAAAGCAGACGUUCAUGGCCAUGCUGCUAAGGCUCCGGCAGAGGGUUCUUUUCCUCCUGGACGGCUACAACGAGUUCAAGGCCCAGAACUGCCCCGACAUCGAAGCCCUCAUCAAGGAAAACCACCGCUUCAAGAACAUGGUCAUGGUCACCACCACCACCGAGAGCCUGAAGCGCAUCAGGCAGUUUGGGGCCCUGACCGCCGAGGUGGGGGACAUGACGGAGGAGAGUGCACAGGCUCUCAUCCGGGAGGUGCUGGUCAGGGAGCACGCGGAGGGCUUGCUGCUGCAGAUUCAGCAGUCCCGGUGCAUGCGGAAUCUGAUGAAGACCCCCCUCUUUGUGGUCAUCACGUGUGCCAUCCAGAUGGGAGAAAGCGAGUUCCACUCCCACACGCAGACCACGCUGUUCUGCACCUUCUAUGACCUGCUGGUGCAAAAAAACAAGCACAGGCAGAAAGGGGCGGCUGCCGGCGACCUCGCUCGGAGCCUGGACCACUGCGGAGACCUGGCCCUGGAGGGCGUGUUCAACCGCAGGUUCGAUUUCGAACCGAAGGAUGUGUGCGGCGUGCACGAGGAUGUCCUGCUGACCACGGGCCUCCUCUGCAAAUACACGGCCCAACGGUUCAAGCCCACGUACAAGUUCUUCCACCAGGCAUUCCAGGAGUACGUAGCGGGACGCCGGCUCAGCCGCCUGUUGGCCUCCCGGGAACCGGAGGAGGUGGCCCGGGGGAAGGGUCACUUGCAGAAAAUGGUUUCCAUCUCAGACAUCACAUCCAAGUACAGCAACCUGCUCCUGUACACGUGCGGGUCGUCGGCCGAAGCCGCCAGGACUGUCCUGAAGCACCUGGCGGCCGUGUGUCGCCACGGCAGCCUGCCCAGCAUCCCCGUCCCCAGGAGGCCUCUCUGGAGGCAGGAGUCCAUGCAACACGAGAAAAGCACCACCGUGCGGGACAUGCUGCAGGCCAUCAACAUCAGUUCCUUCACAGAGUGCGGCAUCAACCUAUUCCACGAGAGCGCGUCCGAGGCGGACCUGAGUGAAGAGUUUGAAGCUUUCUUUCGCGGCAAAAGCUUGUACAUCCACUCGGAGAACAUCCCCGACUACUUGUUUGACUUCUUUGAGCGCUUGCCUAACUGUGCGAGCGCCCUGGACGUGGUGAAGCUGGACUUCUACGGGGGAGCCUCGGCCUCAAGGGACCAGCCCCCCGAGGGCACGAGCAGGCCCCCCGGGGGAGAGGCCUCCGGCACCUACAUCCCCGGCAGGGCCGUGUCUUUGUUCUUCAACUGGAAGCAGGAGUUCAAGGCUCUGGAGGUCACCCUCCGGGAUUUCAGCAAGCUGACGACGCAGGACAUCAAAUACCUGGGGAAGAUCUUCAGCUCGGCCGCCAGCCUCCGGCUGUCCGUGAAGAGGUGUGCCGGGGUGGCCGGCAGCCUCCGCUCCGUCCUCAGCACCUGCAAGCACAUUCACUCCCUCGCGGUGGAUUCCAGUCCCCUCGCCACCGAGGACGAGCAGCACAUCACCUCCGUGGCAAACCUGAAAACACUGAGCAUUCGCAACCUCCGGACUCCGCGGCUGCCAGGUGGUCUGACAGACAGCUUGGGUAAUUUGAAGAAUCUUAUGAAGCUUAUGCUGGAUAACAUUAAGAUGAAUGAGGAAGAUGCUAUAAAACUAGCUGAAGGUCUGACAAACCUUAAGAAUAUGUGUUUACUUCGCUUGACCCACUUGUCUGACAUUGGGGAGGGAAUGGAUUAUAUAGCCAAGUCUUUGUCAGCCGAACCCUGUGACCUUGAGGAAAUCCAAUUAGUCUCCUGCUGCCUGACCGCAAGGGCUGUGAAGACCCUAGCUCAGAAUCUUCACAAUUUGGCCAAACUGAGCAUUCUUGAUUUAUCUGAGAAUCACCUGGAAGAGGAUGGAAAUGAAGCUCUCCGCGCACUGAUUGACAGGCUGCACGUGCUGGAACAGCUCAGCGUGCUGAUGCUGCCCUGGGGUAGCGAUGUGCGGGUCAGUCUGGCCAGGCUGUUGGAACAGCUGGAGGGCGCCCCACAACUCACCAAACUUGGGCUGAAGAACUGGAGGCUCACCGAUGCAGAGAUUAGAAUUCUAGGUGCAUUUUUUGAAAAGAACCCUCUGAAAAACUUCCAGCAGCUGGAUUUGACAGGAAAUUGUGUGAGCAGUGAUGGAUGGCUUACCUUCAUGGGUGUAUUUGAAAAUCUUAAGCAAUUAGUGUUUUUUGACUUCAGUACUGAGAGAUUUUUACCCGAUGCAGCAUUAGUCAGAAAACUUGGCCAUGCGUUAUCAAAGUUAACUUUUUUGCAAGAAGCUAGGCUUGUUGGGUGGCAAUUUGAUGAUGACGAUGUUAGUGUUAUUAAAGGUUCUUUUAAACUAGUAACUGCUUAAGCAAAGGGCAACCUGAGCCCAUGAAUGCACUGGGGAACUCCAUUACUUUCAGCCUGGUGUUUUAAAAAUCUCUGCUCAUAUAGUCCAAAGGUUGGCAAAUAUAUGGCAAUCUAUUAUGCACCUAAAAAUUAUCCUUGUCAGCAGUGUUUGUCCUGUUUUUGUUGGUUUGUUUGUUUUUUUUACAAAGAAGUGAGAGGGAUAGUUAGAAACAUCGAUCAGCUGCCUCCUGCACACCCCCUACUGGGAAUGUGCCCGAACCAAGGUACAUGCCCUUGACAAGAAUCGGCAACGCUCUAUCCACUGAGCCAAACCGGUCAGAGCUCAACUCGCCCCUUCCAAAUUGCCUCUUCCUUUACUGAUAUCAGGAUGAUGUGUGGCAUCAAAAUUUCCUUAGCUGGCCUCUUGCAUAGAAAUCUUUCUUAUUUUCACCAUUC
Pipistrellus kuhlii (Kuhl's pipistrelle) is the source of this 4605-nucleotide messenger RNA. RefSeq names its product NLR family CARD domain containing 4 (gene NLRC4). Lineage: Eukaryota; Metazoa; Chordata; Mammalia; Chiroptera; Vespertilionidae. The transcript is spliced from 9 exons. The record is from RefSeq and is a predicted model, not a curated record. The coding region runs from base 1097 to 4171 and encodes 1024 amino acids. Gene Ontology annotation, biological process: detection of bacterium; regulation of apoptotic process; defense response to bacterium.